Molecule: messenger RNA, 1482 nt
Organism: Mesorhabditis spiculigera
Lineage: Eukaryota; Metazoa; Nematoda; Chromadorea; Rhabditida; Rhabditidae
Source: the annotation of a GenBank genome assembly
AUGUUGCAGGUGAUGCCCAGCGAGGCCAUCGAAAAGCCGCCCAGUGCCCUCAUCUCCUUCGAGGAGUUCACCAAGAUGCCGCACGAUGUGUGGCUGCUGAUCAUGGACCUGCUGAACCCGGUCGACUUACUGCAUCUGGCCUAUUCUGACAGCUACUUCAAGGAGCUGGUGACGGUCUCGCCGAAGCGAUGGGGCCUGAUCAAGGCGCAGCUUACCCCUUCUUUUCUCGACGCGAGGACCUACAAGUUCAUCGAUCUUGGCAACUACGUGGGGCCGGCCAAGUUGGCCAAGAAGAAGAAGUAUUUGCUCGGCUACGGCGACGAAUACGCCUUCAAGCGCUACAUGUCCGGGGUCCGGAAGGAACUCGCUGGGUUUUGCCGCCAUGUGCCGCCUGACGUUGAUCGCGAACCGGCAGCUCUAGAUGAUCUCUUCAUCCUGUUAAACAACGCGGUCUUUGAUCUUUUUGGCUACGGUGUCGACUGGAAUCUGCCGGACCCGAGCAAGUACAGGACGGCUCCUCACGUGCGGGCCCACAUCGCCCUGAUGUCCAUCAACGGCCCGAAACUGGAGCUGUGCCGUCAUAUUGCUGCGCUCGAGCCGAUGGGCAUUGCCAUCCACACCAGCACCGCCAACCAGCUCGGCCCCGUCAUCUCGGAGGUGGCCAUGCUGAUGCCGGGUCUGAACAGGGCCUGGAUUCACUUUGGGAAUGAGAUGUCAGAAUCGGGCGCGCUGGCCGAAUUGAAGUGCCCCCACAUCAUUGCUUUCGUGUCGUUGGUGAAGAAAGUGAAACAAAAUAAGUGCUCCACCUUUGUGGCCCACCCCGAGAUGCUCAAGAAUUUCACCAUCUACUUUAUCCCGACACUCCAGAAUAUGAUCUCGCAAUGGGCAGCCGGGACGCGCGACAUCCAGAUGAUCGUGCUGAACUCACAGGAGACGGCGAAGCUGGGCUACGAUUACAGCAUUCCGCACGCCUGGGCCAAAGUCGACCCGGAGCUGGAGAAGAUUCCCAGCAUCCUCUCGGCCGGCCGAACCGAUGUGCACCAAGUCUUCAGCUGGACCAACUGUUGCCUGAUUCGCAGGGCUCCAUUCAGCGAGGAAGGGCUUUUCAUUUGCAUCGACGGGGCCAACCUCGUGCUCAUUUCCUGUAACUACACCUUUCGCAGAGACCGCACGCAGCACGAUAACACGGUGUACAUGAACGAAGCCAUCGACAUGGGAACCCAGAUGCUGAUGGAGCGGCUGUAUGAUGACAAGAAUGGAGGGGAGCUCCGGCGCGAGGCACUCGUCAAGAACUGGGAAAGCCGCGAACCGCACGGCUCGCUUCCCAUCCACGAGCAAAUCAUUGACCAAAUGCUGUACAGUUGGCCCGCACACGAAUGGCCGUUCACCGACAAGUACUACCGCCCGCACGUGGACCCGAUCUUCAAUGCCUACAAGAAGCUAAGCGACAAGUACCCGGUCUUCGACAAAACCGAUCGAUUC